AUGGCUGGUUCUUCAAAAGCCAACAAAUGCUACAACAUUCGAUCAAUUACUUUGCCUUGCAGAUCGCAUCCUAGCACCCUUAGAAUCGAAGAGGAGCUGAACAAGCUCAAAGCAUGGGAGGCAUCACCUAUGCCAACCGCGGAGAAUGUCUGCAAUGGUCUGUCCGGACUUGAAGAGUUGUACAAAUGUAUGGAUGAUCUCUACAACUUGCCGAUGACUCAACAAGCUCUCUCUCAGCACCAACAUGAGAAAUGGAUCAAUGAGUUGUUGGAUGGAUCGUUGAGGCUCUUAGAUGUUUGUGGUACUACAAGAGAUGCCGUGUCACAAAUGAAGGAACAUGUCAGAGACCUUCAAUCCUCUCUUCAAAGGAGAAAGGGAGACUCGAGAACUGAAAGCAGAAUAGUCAAAUACAAUUGCUUUAGAAAGAAGAUGGAGAAGGAUGCUAGAAAGUUGAUUGCAGCGUUGAAGCGAUUUGAUAACAAAAUUGAGGCCUCGCUGCUGUUAGAUGUAGACCACGACACAUCAUCUGUGAUCAGAGUGCUAAGGGAAGUUAGUGUGUUGAGUAGUUGUGUCUUUCAAUCCCUUCUCUUGUUCCUUUCUGUGCCUAUCUUGAAAGCAAAGCCAACAAAGUGGUCAUUGGUUUCAAAAAUGUUGCGCAAUGGGAAAGUAGCAUGCGAAGAGCAACAGGACAUUGUCAUCAAUGAGUUGAAAAGCGUAGAUGUUGCAUUGCAGACCCUGCGCGGAUCUAAGUCAAGUGAAGGAGACGACAACAUUCAAAUUGCACAAAGCAGCCUGGAGGCUUUGGGAGCUAGAAUUGAAGGUGUGGAGAAUGGUUUGGAGGGCAUGUUUAGGCGGUUGAUCAAAACAAGAGCCUCUCUCCUAAAUAUUGUCUCCCAAUAAUUUGAUCUCGAUAGAGUCUUUCAUCCCCAAAUCCUGCACAGGCAUCAAAGU
Messenger RNA from Cornus florida, 951 nucleotides. RefSeq lists its product as uncharacterized. NCBI's taxonomy places the organism in Eukaryota, Viridiplantae, Streptophyta, Magnoliopsida, Cornales, Cornaceae. The record is from RefSeq and is a predicted model, not a curated record. The coding region runs from base 1 to 900 and encodes 299 amino acids. The transcript has a single exon. Gene Ontology annotation, biological process: shoot system development; root development.